AUGACAGCAUUAGAGAGGCAGGCUUUUGACUUCCUUGGGUACCAGUGGACUCCCAUCAUGGUCAACUUCCUGCACAUAAUCAUGGUUAUCCUCUGCCUCUUUGGCACCAUUCAGUACAGACCACGCUACAUUGCUCUAGUAAGUCACAUCUAGGCCACACUAUUUUUGUGUUAAUCUGCCCCAGGCUAUCAUACAAUGGAUAAUGUUGUGUUUUUGUCUAAGACAAAUAAAAGCAAUUUUCAGUCCUCACUGAAAUAUUACUGUUAAUUCAUAAUCCAAUGUACAAGAGCUGUAAGGGAUCACCUGUAAUGUAAGAAUGUUUAUGUGCUGUAAAUAUAAAUAUUGACCCCACGUUAUAUUAAAAGUUGAGAAAGUUAUGUAAUUAAAUGGUUAUUACAUAGGCAAGUUUAAAUGCAGUGUACUGUAUUUACUUACAAAUUACACCUUGAAAUCAACAUGGAUAAUUCCAUGAAAUGUGCCUAUUCUUCAUAGAAGAAUGGAACUGUACGUGUGGAAGGCAAAGCCAUUUGUAUAACUAUUGUGGAACAGCAUUGGCCACUGUUACAAUUGUGUCAUGUAUAGAGAUUUGCCUCCAUACAAAUAGAUAGACAUUAUGUGUCUAAAAUGAUCAUCAAAUAUAUUUUAAUCCCUCAGUACCUGCUGUGGACAUUACCUUGGGUGGCGUGGAAUGUCUUUGUGAGCUGUCUCUAUUUGGACCUGGGAGGCCUUUCCAAGGUAUUGGUCACUAAUAUUCAGACCCGCUAUCAAGUAAUAAAUUUGCUUCACCUUGAAUUGUGUAUUAUUUUGGCACUGCAUCAAUCAGUCUUUCUUUUCCCAAACAAUUACAUACCAUAAAUACAUAAACAUGCUUUACAGUUCAGCGUUCAACACCAUAGUGCCCACAAAGCUCAUCACUAAGCUAAGGACCCUGGGACUAAAAACCUCCCUCUGCAACUGGAUCCUGGACUUCCUGACAGCCGCCCCCAGGUGGUAAGGGUAGGCAACAACACAUCUGCCACGCUGAUCCUCAACACGAGGGCCCCUCAGGGGUGCAUGCUUAGUCCCCUCCUGUACUCCAUGUUCACCCACGACUGCGUGGCCAAGCAUGACUCCAACACCAUCAUUAAAGUUUGCUGACGACACAACAGUGGUAGGCCUGAUCACAGACAACGAUGAGACAGCCUAUAGGGAGGAGGUCUGUCACGGUUUCGGCCGAGGCUGCUCCUCCUCCUUGUUUCGGGCAGGCUUCGGCGGUCGUCGUCCCCGGAGUACUAGCUGCCACCGUUCGAUGUUUCAUGUUUGUUUGGUUUUGUCUGUUUGUACACCUGUCCCUUGUUAGUGUUUGAUUUGGUUGCCUAUUUAGUUUUCGUGUGUGGGGGCAGGUGUUAUGUGGUAUUGUUUAUUGUCAAGCUGUUGCUCUUUUGUAUUACUCUCGUGUUUGUUGUUUUCCGAGAGUCCGCACUGUGUGCGCUAUCUUCAUUUUUACGCACUGUGUGUGUUGUGCGUAAUUUGUAUUUUGCCUCCCGGUUGGGUUGGCUGUUCGCCUGUUUGGUGCUGCAUUUUGUUAACUAAAGUCUGUUGACGAACGCCCGUGUUUCCUGCGCUUGAUUUCCUCACCGCAUCUACACUCAGCUACUGACAAGGUCAGAGACCUGGCAGUGUGGUGCCAGGACAACAACCUCUCCCUCAACGUGAGCAAGACAAAGGCGAUGAUCGAGGACUACAGGAAAAGGAGGGCCGAACAUGCCCCCAUUCAUAUCGACGGGGCUGUAGUGGAGCGGGUCGAGAGUUUCAAGUUCCUUGGUGUCCACAUCACCAACAAACUAUCAUGGUCCAAACACACUGCUGCUACUCGCUGUUUAUUAUCUAUGCAUAGUCACUUUACCCCUACCUACAUGUACAAAUUACCUCGGCUAACCUGUACCCCCACACAUUGACUCGGUACCGGUACCCCCUGUAUAUAGCCUCAUUAUUGUUAUUUUAUUGUGUUACUUUUAUUUAAUUUAUAUAUUUAUUUACUUUAGUUUUUCUUAGCUUUAUUUUCUUUCAACUGCAUUGUUGGUUAAGGGCUUGUAAGUAAGCAUUCACGGUAAGGUCUACACCUGUUGUAUUCGGCACAUGUGACAAAUAAAAUGUGAUUUGAACAUGAACAGCCCAUAUGCUGUGUCACUGCAGGAGAGCGACCUGCUAUCCCUGGGUGUAUCCUCACAACGUUCAUGGUGGAAAGACAACGGGCCAGGCUGUGACGACAGGGACCUUCAUGCCACUAGAUGGCAGAGUCUGGAGAGCCCAAAACUCAUCUCUGCUCUGGGAUGCUGGCUGGAAUACCAAUACAUAA
Messenger RNA from Coregonus sp. 'balchen', 2338 nucleotides. The record is from the annotation of a GenBank genome assembly. Lineage: Eukaryota; Metazoa; Chordata; Actinopteri; Salmoniformes; Salmonidae.